AUGCCUCCCUCACCUAGUAGAGUCAAGACAAAGAAGUGUCAGAAAGCAUGUGUACGAUGUCGGGGAAUGAAAGUGAAGUGCUCGGGAUCAGAACCCUGUACCAGAUGUUCGCGCAAGAAAUUACGCUGUCAUUUUCCUGAGGAGGAUGUGCGAAUUUCGGUAUCGGAGAGAUACUUGAGGCAAUUAGAAGAGCAAAUAUCAAACAACAAUACGAGUAUACGUCAUUCUCAAUCAGUCGGGAGUUCUGGUGGGGCCAGGAAUGACGUUGGCCUGUCAGCUUCUAAUCAGAACCUGCUGUUAGAAGAUCAGCGAUGGGGCGACAUCAGCUAUGAUGAAGGAAUUGACUCGAGUGUUCGAGCAACAGAGGUUUUGCCUCCACAAAGAAAUGAUGAGAGUGAUCCCGACACAGAACAAGAUGGACAACGGCGCUUUUCCAGAAAUCCUCUGGUGGAUAAGAAUCCGCAAUUCGCAAGAACACCAGAUGGCCGAUUCUGGUAUAUGGGCCCGACAUCAUCAUGGUCAUUCUGUCGCCGUGUCCUAGCUCUUAUUGGGAGGCGUGUCCCCGAAUCAAAUCCUCCUCCAGAUCCAUGGCACCUGGAUGGUAUGGCAUUUAAGCUGCAAUGGCGCCCAACGUCACUCGAGGAACUUCCUGAUGUUUCAAAUCUGCCGCCUCUAGAUUAUGCGCUUUUCCUCUUCAAUACUGUCAAAUUCUAUUUCGGGUUCCUGUCAUUUAUCAUUGAUGAAGAUUUGUAUCUUCAAGACCUACAUGAAUUUUACAAAGAUCCGGUUGCAAAGGCUGUGGAGUCAAGGUACUGGUAUGCGCAAUAUCUUCUAGUUCUUGCAUUCGGAAAGGCAUUCCUCACUCCCAAGAGCCCCUCUGGUCCGCCCCCAGGACACCAAUAUGCUGCGAGAGCUAUGGCUCUUCUACCAGAUUUAUCUGGUAUGCAUAAAGAUACAUUGACGUGCAUCCAGGCCAUGAGUCUAGGUGCAGUGUAUCUCCAGUCCAUUGAUAUGAGGCGGGCAGCAUUUCAGCAUAUUGGACACGCAUUGCGUGGGUGUAUAAUCGAGGGCAUUCAUAGGCAUGUUCCUGAAGAGUUCGGUGGACCUGAGCUUUCUAGACGAUGCCGGACAAUAUUUUGGGUAGUAUAUAUGCUUGACCGAGAAUUUGCCGCAUUAAUAGGCGCACCAAGCUCCAUACGAGACGAGGAUAUCACAGUCAUGCUCCCUGCAGAGGUUGAAAGCUCGGUGGAAGACAUUAAUCUUACAUUACACGUUCGACUUUCCAGGUUGAUCGCUCAAAUAUUGACGACCAUUUACAACCCCGGUGAUGAGCUUAAUGGAUCCCUCAUUCGAAAUACACAAUCGAUUCUGCACAGCAUGGCAGAGCUCUCGCACGACAUUACUGCCUUUCUGAAUACGCAUUUCCACGGUCUCAUCAGUCGAGCGUCAAAGAUGGCAAUCCGACUAAUGUUGGCUCACCACCAUUGCAUUGUCCUUACGACAAGGCCAUUGGUUAUGUGUGCUUUGCAUAUGCAUAUCGACCGCACCGACAUGCAAACAUCACAGACAAUCAACCUUGCUCCACCGGUUUCUUCCCUUCUUCAGUGUUGUGCAAAUUCCGCCCAAACUAUUCUCCAAACUCUCCAAACCCUAGCCGACGAUGACUUGAUGGACGCAUUUUUACCAUUCCAAAUCGAGGACGCUUCUUCAUCAGCAUUCGUUCUCUACCUCAUCCGUGCCAUCGCGCCUUCGCUCAUCCCAAAUAGCACAUGGUGUGACAACCUCGAGUGCGUCCUAGAUAAGCUCAUUGCAAAAGGUAACCUUGCCGCACCGCUACGAAGACGAGAACUAAGCCAGCUGGAGCAAAUUCUUGCGCCCUUGACUCCAAAGCCUCAGAAUAGCCCAUUGCCACCGGUGCACUUUAACGCUCCAUCGGAGGAGCAAGAAGAGGCAUAUGCUAUUGAUCAGGUGGAUGUUGGUGAAGAGUUUGAGUGGGACCUGCUGGGCCUUAACCCUUCUGUCAGCCUCCCACCAGCAGAGCUCCUUGAUCUUGCUGAUCAAUUGGAUAUGGAACGUAUUAUGCAAUCAGUUGGCGCGUGUGUGAAUUGA
Penicillium pulvis is the source of this 2109-nucleotide messenger RNA. Its product is annotated as transcriptional regulator family TF. Gene Ontology annotation, biological process: positive regulation of transcription by RNA polymerase II; DNA-templated transcription. Gene Ontology annotation, molecular function: zinc ion binding; sequence-specific DNA binding; DNA-binding transcription factor activity, RNA polymerase II-specific. The record is from RefSeq and is a predicted model, not a curated record. Bases 1 to 2109 code for a protein of 702 amino acids. Lineage: Eukaryota; Fungi; Ascomycota; Eurotiomycetes; Eurotiales; Aspergillaceae. Gene Ontology annotation, cellular component: nucleus. The transcript has 9 exons.